Molecule: messenger RNA, 330 nt
Organism: Linum tenue
Lineage: Eukaryota; Viridiplantae; Streptophyta; Magnoliopsida; Malpighiales; Linaceae
Source: the annotation of a GenBank genome assembly
UUGGUCACCUUCGACCUCCCUUACCUCGCCUUCUACUACAACCAGAAGCUCCUCAUCUACCAAUCCCACGCCGAAUUCGCCGACGUGGCGGCCAAGCUCAAGGAAGGCCUGGCCAGUGUCCUCGACGACGUCUACCAGCUCGCCGGCCGGUUGGGGAAGGACGACGAAGGCGUCUUCAGGGUCGAGUACGACGACGACGACAUGGAUGGCACCGGCGUCGAAUUCUCUGAGGCCGCCGCUGACGAUAGUACCACGGCGUUCAAGGACUUGAUUCCGUACAGUGGCGUCCUCAACGUCCAAGGCCUCCACCGCCCCUUGUUCGGCAUUUAG